Messenger RNA from Pseudozyma hubeiensis SY62, 891 nucleotides. RefSeq lists its product as hypothetical. NCBI's taxonomy places the organism in Eukaryota, Fungi, Basidiomycota, Ustilaginomycetes, Ustilaginales, Ustilaginaceae. The transcript has a single exon. The coding region runs from base 1 to 891 and encodes 296 amino acids. The record is from RefSeq and is a predicted model, not a curated record.
AUGUCAUCUAACAUGCCAACCCAGCCCUCCGAGGCACCACCUUCGUACGACCAGGUGAGCGGCUCUUCUCGACCCGCCGCCUCCAACACCACCACCGCUUCCGACUCGAGCCAUCUUGGUGUUCCGCAGCAGAACGAUGCAGCAGCAGCUCGCAAGUCGAUGGAAGACAUGCUCCGUCCUUUGCCCAAGGGCUGGAUUCGUCAAUACGAUCCAUCGACGCACCACAACUUCUUCGUCGACACGCUCGCCAACCCUCCUCGGUCCAUCUGGGUGCAUCCGUUCGACGAUGAACAGUACCAGAGGGAGCAUCCUAGCGAGAUUAAGAAGGAGCGCGAGAGGAUCGAAAGGGAGCACAUGGUCCACGCCGAUACUGAUGACGAGGACGAUCGCCCGACGUCGUCUGCCAAACAUCAUUCCUCUACUGCCACCACCAGCGCAGCUGGAGCUGGUCCCGGCACCAGUGCAGCUGACAGCAAUCCCAAGGGAAUGAAAAAGUUCGGUCGAUCGCUCAAGGACAAGCUCACCAACACCACCCACGCCGAACGAGAGGCCAAACGUCAAGCUCAGCGCGAAGCAGAACAGCGCGCCUACCAACAACACCAGGCCAUCCGUCAAGCCCUCAUCACCGCCACCCGCACGGGUCAACCGCAGCUGGUCGGCAGAGACAAGCAGGGUCGCGAGAUCUUCGCCCAACCUCCCCCACCAGGCGCCUACGGCGGCGGCGCCACCCUCGGCUACGGCCCCUACCAGACCUUCGACGGUCCCUACGGCGCUUAUGGCCCUUACAGCAGACCCAUGGGUCCAUACAGCAGACCGUACGGCGGUAUGGGUGGUAUGCCCCUCCUCGGUGGUUUGGCUGGUGGUAUGUUGUUGGGUGGAUUGCUGUUCUAA